UGAUGUGCUCACGUACCUAAUGCUUUAGUUGUGUUGUUCAUGUAUGAGGUCAUGAAUAACAGACCAUGAACACGUCAAUUCCUGAGGAUUCCUGGGAUAUUAAGGAAUGCAGUAAUACAUAAAUCAUUAAUUACAUAAUGCAUAAUAAUACAAGUACAUCAAUUAAUUCAUGCAUGAAUUCAUGAUAAUUCAUGUACCCUUACCGUAAAGUGUCAACCAGUGUUAUUCUAACCAACAACACACACACACAUAUGUAAUCUCAUUUGCUAGAGCACAUAGCUUCCCUAUUGGAAACAUUCAUUCUGUACAUUUGUUAGAGGAGUAAAUUUGCUCAAGAAUCAAUUUGUUGGCUGAAACCUGUGAAAUAGUGCACAGUAGCGCCUUUAAGGUGGGAACGGUCAGUGCUGUUCUUCUUGUUAGUCCAUGUGUUGUUCAUGAGCACUCAGCCCAGAUUCAUUUUAUUCUCCCCAAAACAACUUUACCUUUUAUUUUUAAAGAACUGUCCAACUAUUUUCACUGUCUCCCUCAACUUCAUUGCAACAAACAUACAAAAGGUACCGCAACUUUUAUCUCAAUUUUUUACAAAAGCUCCCGCAAAAUCCAGCAUUUUGGGCCGCAACUAUCUCAAAAAAGAGGCUGCGAAAUCCUGGUUAAAACGAGACCGAUAAGAAGAGUCAUCGCAACAAUGUUUACAAUACACGUUGUAACACUGGCUGCACAGAUUACAUAGACACAGACACAGACAUUGUUGAAGUCUUUCUACAUGGGUUUAGUUAAUGAUCGGACUAUAAUAAGACCACGUAGGCUUUGUAAUGCCUGACAACCGGGACAAUUUCAUAGUGGUUGGUGCAAACCUGGACAUUUUAGCGUCCCCGACAUGCUUUUGUCGGGACUCGGGACACACAGCUCAAAAUCGGGACUGUCCCGGUCAAACCCGGAAAGUCUGUUCACCCUAUUAUAAAAUCCACUGGAGUUUAAAAUGUCAACACAAAGAAAGCGGAAGGAAACGGACAUCCGGCCGAAAAGACAGGCAUCCGGCAGAAUCCGAAGCAAUCCCGGAAGUGGAACGUCGAGGAUAUAGACACAAAUACAUGGGUAAAUAGUGUCCAGGUUAAAAGAAAAAAGUACUGAAAUUACCCUUUAAUAGUUGUCAACAUAAAAUGUCUGGUAAAUUCAAGUGUACGAGGUUGUUGCGGUACCCCAAAGUAAAAGUCACCUAUGUUGUUACAUUAAGAGUAGUACUGCUCGUCUUUCUAACCAGCAGUGUAAUACCAUGUAACCGUGAUAUAUUUAUAUAGAAUCCGUUGGUUGCAACCCUGUUAGCCUGGCAGCUGUUUAAAUUCUAAUUGCUGAACAUUUUAGCUGACUACAGCUGCUGUUAUCUGUGAAGGAGCAAGCUACAAGGGAAGGUUUUAUUAAACACACACAAUUCAGAAAUUAUUAUUUCAUAUUUUGUUGACUACUGUGAUUAAGAAAGUAUCUGUGAUUAAAGAAAAUAAUAGUUUUUUGCAGCCUAUCCAGUGCUAGCUGCAGUAGUAGUAUUGCAGUAUACUGUAUUGUGUACCUUUUUGCGAGUCAGUGUACUCUAUGUGAAGAAAACUCGGUCUUGCACUGAAGGUUAAAGGUUUUGUAAACAAUUUCCAAAUAUAGCUCUUCAAACACAUUUUCAUUCCAAAGUCUAGCAUAGAAACUGCUCCCAGCUUAUACUACACUGAUAAAUCAGAGUACACGAUAGAGUAGUCCAGUGUGCCACUGCUCUUACUUUACUUUGACUACAUUGUGUUUGGGAGGGUUUUGGCCACGUGGAUAUGAAGGCCUUUCAGGUCCUGUUCGUGCUCUUCCUGACUGCUGCGGCAGCAGACGGUCAGUCUUUCCACCCGGGAAAAUGCCCGCAGCCAUCCGUUCAGGAGGACUUCAGCGUUACAAGGUACAUGGGCACCUGGUAUGAAAUAGAGAAGCUCCCAGCUAUAUUUGAAAGAGGAAAAUGCAACCAAGCAACGUACAGUCUUCUCGCUGAUGGGACGGUCAAAGUUCACAAUUCAGAGCUGCUGCCUAAUGGGAAGAUACAUUCAAUUGAGGGUGUUGCCAAAGUGAAAAACUCUUCUCAACCUGCUAUUCUGUCUGUCAGCUUCUUUAAAGGUCUUCCAGACGGUCCCUACUGGGUACUGGCCACAGACUACCAGUCAUAUUCUCUGGUGUACUCUUGUUCGGACGUGUUUGGCCUUUUCCACGUUGACUACGCCUGGAUCCUGGCUCGCACUCGGGUGUUGACUGAGGAUGUCAUUAGCCAGUUACACAAUGAGCUGGCUUCUGCUGGUGUAAACUUAAACCGCCUUACAGUCAGUAAUCAGACUGGUUGUGACCAAACCACAGCAUAUGAUUUCCCAAUUUCUGGGACACAGUGGCAUUCAGAGAAAAAUGCAUUUGAAUGGGGGAGGCCUUACAUUCCACACUCUCCAUCAGCAGUCAGGACCAUCUUCUACAUGGCUGAAUUCUUUGUCAAUGAAGGUAUGAACACAGCAUUAUUUUUGGUUCUUUAA
Messenger RNA from Perca flavescens (yellow perch), 2540 nucleotides. Its product is annotated as apolipoprotein D. The transcript has 6 exons. Bases 1809 to 2540 code for a protein of 243 amino acids. Lineage: Eukaryota; Metazoa; Chordata; Actinopteri; Perciformes; Percidae. Gene Ontology annotation, biological process: brain development; response to reactive oxygen species; tissue regeneration. Gene Ontology annotation, molecular function: lipid binding. The record is from RefSeq and is a predicted model, not a curated record. Gene Ontology annotation, cellular component: cytoplasm.